AUGAGGUUACAAAAUUAUAGAAUGGUUCCAAUCACGAUUUGUCCAUCCAUGGUGUUGCGCACCGCGUGGGGUGCUCGGAACGCAGUUAACAGAAUCCCCAUGGAAUUCACACCCGUGCCCUACAUCGUAAUUCACCACGGCAUGGUUCCAAUCACGAUUUGUCCAUCCAUGGUGUUGCGCACCGCGUGGGGUGCUCGGAACGCAGUUAACAGAAUCCCCAUGGAAUUCACACCCGUGCCCUACAUCGUAAUUCACCACGGCAGUAUAAUGACGUCGUGCAACAACAAAGUCAGGUGUUCGGAGCUCAUGCGAAUAUAUCAAGACAUGCACAUGGAAAAACAAAAUUGGCACGACAUCGGUUACUCCUUCGCCAUAGGAGAGGAUGGUAACGUUUACGAGGGCAGUGGGUGGAGCAUGCGGGGCUCCCACACGUCAAACUACAACUCUCAAAGCAUUGGCAUCUUGAUGAUGGGCAAUUUUGAAAAAAAAUUGCCAAACGACGCUGCAUUAAAAGCACUAAACUUACUGAUAAGCUGUGGAGUCCGUUUGGGUCUCAUUUACGAAGAUUAUCAUAUAGUAGGACACAACCAAACGCAACCAACGAAUCGGCUAACUCCCUGUCCAGGCGAGGCUCUCUACGAAUACCUCAAAAGGAUGCCUCGUUGGAUUGAACAGCCAAUUCCUUUUGUUUAUCAAGAAUAA
This is a messenger RNA of Copidosoma floridanum, 702 nucleotides long. RefSeq names its product peptidoglycan-recognition protein SA. The record is from RefSeq and is a predicted model, not a curated record. Lineage: Eukaryota; Metazoa; Arthropoda; Insecta; Hymenoptera; Encyrtidae. Gene Ontology annotation, biological process: peptidoglycan catabolic process. Gene Ontology annotation, molecular function: N-acetylmuramoyl-L-alanine amidase activity; zinc ion binding.